Messenger RNA from Rotaria socialis, 429 nucleotides. The record is from the annotation of a GenBank genome assembly. Lineage: Eukaryota; Metazoa; Rotifera; Eurotatoria; Philodinida; Philodinidae.
AUGUCUCGCCGUGCUUCAUUGCAACCAAGUGGCACCUGCAAAGAUGCCGAAACGCAGACAACAAAUGCAAAUUUAAAUAUUAACACUACACCAGAACGAGGAACAAUAUGGCUGCUUUCAGGAUUCAUUUGUCUUGGUUCAAUUGCUCUAAUAUCUCAUAUUCGAGAUUUCAAAAACAUUAAUGAUUAUUAUGCCAAGACAAACUAUAAUGGACUACCUCUCUAUGUCGCACUCAAUACAUCUACAUGGUUUGCAGGAAGCAUUUUAUUUGGAAAACCCUAUUUGCCAACGACUGUGUCAUUUUUUGGACUACUGAUUACCGUAUUCGGUGGAAUGCGAUUUCCUGGACUGUUCGAGUGGGCAGACAAGUUGUUUGGGAUGUUAACAGCAUUAAGUGUUGGGGUGGAAUAUCUGGUAUCAUUUUGUUAA